Molecule: messenger RNA, 2472 nt
Organism: Alligator mississippiensis (American alligator)
Lineage: Eukaryota; Metazoa; Chordata; Crocodylia; Alligatoridae
Gene: GUF1
Product: GTP binding elongation factor GUF1
Exons: 17
Coding region: 16-2232 (738 amino acids)
Biological process (GO): positive regulation of translation
Cellular component (GO): mitochondrion
Molecular function (GO): GTP binding; GTPase activity; mitochondrial ribosome binding
Source: RefSeq, a predicted model, not a curated record
CGCGCCCCGGGGCGCAUGCGCGGUGCUAGACCGGAAGCCGCUGUUGGAAUUGCUCCGACAGCUGCUCGCCGCUUCCGGGUGCGGCCCCGCACGUGGCCGAGCCCCCGCCCAGUCCCGCCCUCGACUGAGCGCGCUGCUGCCUCGCUGAAGCCGGGCGCCGCCGAUGCUGCCCGUGGCCGGCGGAGGCCGGAGACCCCCCUGAGCCAGAGCCGCGGCGGGCAGGGCUGGGGGCCGUCUCUGAGCCGCCGCGCGGUUAUGCUGGCGCGGGUGAGCCGCGCGGCGGGCUCCUGGGCCUGGCUGUCGUGCGCCGCCGCUCCCGCGCGGCCUUUACGCUGGGCGCAGCGAUGCGUCGCGGCGCCCGUCAGGCCGCACAGCUCCCGCAGCAAGGAAAAGCUGGAUGUGUCUGUAUUUCCUGUUGAAAACAUAAGAAAUUUCAGUAUCAUAGCUCAUGUGGACCAUGGCAAAAGUACUCUAGCAGACAGGCUUUUAGAAAUGACAGGAACAAUUACUAAAACCGAGCAUAAUAAACAAGUGCUGGAUAAGUUGCAAGUGGAGCGAGAAAGAGGGAUCACAGUUAAAGCACAGACUGCAUCUCUCUUCUACAAUUAUGAAGGAAUAAAUUACCUCUUAAAUCUCAUUGAUACACCAGGUCAUGUCGAUUUUAACUAUGAAGUGUCACGGUCUCUGUCUGCCUGUCAAGGUGUCAUACUUGUAGUAGAUGCAAAUGAGGGUGUUCAAGCACAAACAGUGGCCAACUUCUAUCUUGCUUUUGAAGCACAGCUGGCAAUAAUUCCUGUUAUAAACAAGAUUGACUUGAAGAAUGCAGAUCCUGAAAGAGUUGAGAAGCAAAUUGAAAAACUGUUUGAUCUCCCUGAGGAUGAUUGCAUUAGGAUUUCUGCUAAACUGGGAACAAAUGUAGAAAGAGUGCUUCAACAUGUCAUCAAAAAGAUACCACCACCCAGUGCUCACACUAGCAAUCCACUGAAGGCCUUAGUGUUUGACUCCACUUUUGACCACUACAGGGGUGUCAUAGCUAGCAUUGCACUCUUUGGUGGGCAGGUUCAGAAAGGAGAUAAGAUUGUGUUUGCUCAUACAAGGAAGACUUACGAAGUUAAUGAAGUGGGAAUUUUGACUCCAGAUGAACAGCCAACUCAUAAAUUGUAUGCUGGACAGGUGGGCUAUUUGAUUGCUGGGAUGAAAGAAGUCACAGAAGCCCAAAUAGGGGACACGCUGUAUUCGCAUAAGGAGCCGGUGGAGCCCUUGCCUGGUUUUAAAUUGGCGAAACCAAUGGUCUUUGCAGGAAUGUAUCCAGUAGCCCAAUCAGAAUAUAAUAACCUGAAAAGUGCUGUAGAAAAACUGACAUUAAAUGAUUCCAGUGUAACUGUUCAUCGCGAUAGUAGUGUUGCCUUAGGAGCUGGAUGGAGGUUGGGGUUCCUUGGUCUUCUACAUAUGGAAGUUUUUAACCAGCGCUUAGAGCAAGAAUAUAAUGCAUCUGUCAUUUUGACUGCACCGACUGUUCCAUAUAAAGCUGUUCUUUCCUCAGCGAAACUGAUAAAGGAAUAUGGUAAAGAAGAGAUUAUUAUAAUCAACCCUGCUGAGUUUCCUGAUAAAAAUUCCGUCUCAGAAUAUUUGGAGCCAACUAUUUUGGGUACUGUCAUAACACCAGAUGUAUAUAUGGGAAAAAUUAUAACUCUGUGUCAGGCUCGCAGGGCAGUUCAAAAAGACAUAAUAUACAUUGAUGAACAGAGGGUUAUGCUGAAAUAUCUCUUCCCACUGAAUGAAGUUGUUGUGGAUUUCUAUGACACUCUAAAAUCCUUGUCUUCUGGAUAUGCUAGUUUUGAUUAUGAAGAUGCAGGAUACCAGGCUGCAGACCUUGUCAAAAUGGAUUUUCUUUUAAAUGGAAACACUGUUGAGGAACUUGCAACUGUUGUACACAAGGACAAGGCACAUGCUGUUGGUAAAGCCAUAUGUGAACGUUUAAAAGAUGCUAUUCCUAGACAGUUGUUUGAAAUUGCCAUCCAGGCUGCUAUUGGCAAUAAAAUUAUUGCAAGAGAAACGUUGAAAGCUUACAGAAAGGAUGUCCUGGCAAAAUGUUAUGGUGGAGAUAUUUCAAGAAAAAUGAAGCUUUUAAAGAGACAAGCAGAGGGAAAGAAGAAGAUGAGGAAAAUUGGCAAUGUGGAAGUGCCAAAAGAUGCCUUUAUAACUGUCCUAAAGAGACAAUCUGACAAAUAAUUGGAAACUAAUAAUAUACUUUAAUACCUCUGGGGGAAUUUGUGUGCAACUUCCAUCUAGUGUACUUGAUUUCUAAUACAAAAUGUUGUACCUGCAUAUUCAGAGAUACUGUUGUAAUCAUGUAUAUAUAUAUUUGUAAACUACAGUUCAGUUUUUAUUACCAGGUGCUACUUGAUAAUAUGUACAAGUGCUUGUAAAUGGUCUUAGGAAAUUAAACUUGAAUGAUUGAUGAAAACUAAA